This is a messenger RNA of Hemiscyllium ocellatum (epaulette shark), 1324 nucleotides long. Its product is annotated as cytochrome c oxidase assembly factor 1 homolog. Lineage: Eukaryota; Metazoa; Chordata; Chondrichthyes; Orectolobiformes; Hemiscylliidae. Gene Ontology annotation, biological process: mitochondrial respiratory chain complex I assembly; mitochondrial respiratory chain complex IV assembly. The record is from RefSeq and is a predicted model, not a curated record. The coding region runs from base 411 to 824 and encodes 137 amino acids. Gene Ontology annotation, cellular component: mitochondrial inner membrane. The transcript is spliced from 6 exons.
GCAGACGUCUUGGCCGCCAUUAUCCCCGUCCCUGGCAGCAACUGCAGGAUUAUGAAAAUGAGACUGACCGCAUCUGGCAGUAUUUUGUAUUAUCACUGUCUAUAUCAGCAAUGAACUGUAGCAUCCACCUUCUAGCUGCACCAUCAGCCGUGUGACUGGGAGAACAACGCGGCGAAUGGGCGGCUCAUCCAUUAUCCUGCUGAAAUUAACCUUGGUUCACCGGCGGGAAGAGUGCAUCUGUUUAUUGGAUGAAACGCAUUCUUAACUAUCGCCUUGAAUUUGUCACGCACGUUGAUUCGCAAGUUUUAAUUUGUUUUUAAAACCUGUAGCAAAGAGACAGGAUUAAAUCUAAGGUCAUCGUGACUUGUCUUCACUACAAUAACUCGAACAGGUUCUGUAACUCUUGGAGGAUGCCAGUUUCAACGCGUGCUUUACAGCAGAUGGCUAUAUACUUGGGAAUAGUAUCUGGAGGAGGAUGUGCAGUGAUGUACUACCUUAUGCAACAAAAUUUUGCCAAAUCAGAAUACUACAAGUUGGCAAUUGAAGAACUCAACAAAAAUGACACAGCAUUAGAAGCCCUGGGAGCCCCUCCAUUGCACAUCCGAAAUAUCAAACUCACUGACAGGAACAAUCAUGUGGAUGGAAAAAGUGCAAGGAUUAAAAUCCCAGUUUGUGGAUCAAAAUCAGCUGGAUAUCUCCACACUUAUUCUGUUCGGGAUGGUCUACAGAAAAGAUGGUUUCUACAAGAAGCUGUGUUGCAGCUGCUGGAUGGCCAACAAGUUUUAGUUUAUCCAUUCACUGAAGAUAAAGACCACCAACAUUAAUGCAUGAGCAAAGUUGUAUUCUUUACAAUGUAAUUCAAUCAUUGAUGUUAUUUCAAACAAAAUAAUUUUUCAAAAUAGUUUGAAGUUUAAAAUCAUACAGUUGUUUCUAAAAUUAGUGCAUCCAACAAUUUCAGUUAAACAGAAAAAUAAAGUCAAAGAUGUUGGAAAUCACAAACAAAAACAGAAAUUGCUAGAAAGCCCAGCAGGUCCAGCAGCAUCUGUGGUGAAAAAGCAGCGUUACGUUUUGGGUCCAGUGACCCGUCUUAAGAAUUGAAGAAGGUUCUGAAGAAAGGUCUCUAGAUUCAAAAUGUUAACUCUGUGUUCUCUCCACAGAUGCUACUGGACCAGCUGAAUUUCUCAGCAAUUUCUGUUUUCAUUUUAUUUAAAGGAUUGAAUUGGCCUGAAAAAGGUUUGUAGCAAUGUAAGGAGAUUUUUUUUUGUUGUGUCCUCAAACCAUGUACGGACGUGUUCCUGAGAAUAAAUGGUAAUUCUGUUGAAAA